This is a messenger RNA of Gossypium raimondii (Peruvian cotton), 1754 nucleotides long. RefSeq lists its product as uncharacterized. NCBI's taxonomy places the organism in Eukaryota, Viridiplantae, Streptophyta, Magnoliopsida, Malvales, Malvaceae. The transcript is spliced from 5 exons. Bases 225 to 1433 code for a protein of 402 amino acids. The record is from RefSeq and is a predicted model, not a curated record.
CCACCUCUCCACUUUUUGCUCAGUUGUGAAUAGGGCAUUUUCUUAAAAAAUAUAUAUAUUUGGUGGGCCCCGAACUCUGCCAUGGCCACCAAAACAGAGAUGCAACUGCUUAUUAUUAAAUCUUAACCAAGCAGCAAUCAUCCAUUACUCUCUACUCAUCAAGUUCUUUCCUUUUGGGGUCCUUUCUCUGAUAUCUCCAUUCUUUAGCUUUGCUUUUCUUUCUCAUGGCGCAGGUUUUAGACGACGCUGAGUUUUGUCUUCCACCUCAGUUUUUAACCGACGACGACUUGGUCAUGGACAAUAGUAAGGCUAAGAGCAAUCCCAAGUAUGUUGAUGGUGGUUUUGGAUUAGAGCUUGGCGGUUCUAAGUCUUUGUUUCCCUACGAGUUCCCUUAUGGGUUUGGAUCUUUGGGUUUCUCUUCGGAUCCAAGUUCUCCGGUUGAGUCAGUGGUGGGUUCUACUGAGACAGAGAGUGACGAAGAAGAUUAUCUUGCUGGGUUAACUCGUCAAAUGGCUCACUCUACCCUCGAAGACGGUAUUCGCAGAAACGACCGUGCCUUUUCUUCUGAAAACCCUAAGGGUCGGGUCAUGUCCAGUUCGCCGCAAUCAACCUUAUGUGUGUCAAGGAGCGGGUGCAGUUGCAUGCAAGGGUCUAGCCGUGGAAGCCCUACUUGCCAAUCCCGAGUUCCGCCACCGCCGGGAACAUGGGAUUUGCUGUAUGCGGCGGCAGAGGAAGUUGCAAGGAUGCGAAUGAGUGAAGAGUCAUACGGUGGGCUCAACAACAGAGGCCUCUUAGGUUCUUCGGCAAGGAAGUUCUCACCGAACGCCGAUGUUACUGGCUUUUACCUGCCUACCCAGUCUCAUGCUCACCAGAAACUACAGACCGCUCAAUUUCAGAUGCUGAAGCAACAGCAGCUAAUGAAACAACAAAAUGCAUCGGUUUGGGCAGGACAAAAGCAGCAGCUGCAUUCGCACCACCAUAACCAUGUGGUCCAAAGCAGAGUGAGGAGUAAUAAUAGUAGCAAUAGGCCUAUGGGUUUGUCCCAAUCUGCAUGGCCCCCUCUGCAGCAGCAAACCCAGACGCCAAACGGGUCGGGUAUGAGGGCAGUUUUCUUGGGCAAUCCAACUGGAAAAAGGGAAUGUGCUGGAACUGGCGUUUUCUUGCCUCGCCGUAUUGGUGCACCUUCUGAACCCCGCAAGAAGCCAGCUUGUCCUACUGUUCUGCUUCCAGCUAGAGUGGUUCAGGCCUUGAACUUAAAUCUUGAUGAACUUGGUGCUCAACCCCUGCUUAAUCCUCGGUUGAACGCUAAUGUCACCGCUGAAAUUGAUGCUGCUUUGAAACUUGGAAGUGGUUGGAACCAGAAGCAGGGGAAUUUCAGGCAACAUCAAGGAAUAAACCAUGAAGUUGCGUUACCUCAGGAAUGGACAUAUUGAGCAGCUUUGGGUGGUUGGGUUUUCAUGAUCUCUUUUUGGGUAGUUGUAGGAGAAAAAGAUGUUAGUUUGCUAUAGUGAUGAAAUUGUAGUAUAGAAGUAUAGGGUUAAGGAGAUGAAAUGAAAUGGUUAUUUGGGUGAAAAUAAGAAGGAUGUGUGGGCAGUAAGCAGGUUUUGUUGAAUGUGAGUGGGGGCUGAGAAAGGGUUAUUUUGUUUUGUAAAUCUGGGAAUUGGGUCAAUAAGUAUUUGGCAGAAUAUGAGCCCUACUAUUCUAACCACAUAGGUGGUCUUCUUUCUCUACUAAACUAUUAUUGUUUCACUUCA